ACUUGUUGCGUUUCACUCAAAUGGCGGGAAAAUCGAAAACGAGCGCUGCGGCGAAGGGCAAACCAGCGAACGGCAAGGAGUCGGUCGCCGCGUACUUUGCGCCAAAGAGCAAUGGCAAGGCCGCCAAGCCCACUGGCGCACCGGCGGACGAGCCUGCCACCGUCGUGGGUGCGCCGACAGCAACAGCAGCAGCAGCAGAGCCGCAAGCGCGCAAGUCGCCAGUGAAGCCGGCAACACGCGCGACCGCCUCGCCCUCCAAGCCGCGUUCAGACCCCGCGGCGUCAGCACCUGUUGCUGCAGCGUCAUCGUCAUCGUCAUCGUCAUCGUCAGCGGCAUCGUCGGCGGCACCAGCGUCGUCGCGAGCCUUAGCAGCAGGCACCGUGAACAUUGGCGGCGGUGUCUCACUUCCCGCCGUCAGUCCCACGAUGCCGCGUGCGGAACUCGGUCAGAAACUAAAGACCAUUUGCGACAAGAUCCAAACACUUGCACAAGAUCAAGCGGACUGCUCGUUCUGCCAGCCUUUCUGAAGCACCAGGACAAUGAGAUUCGUCUCUACGUUGCCUGCAUCCUGUCCGACCUACGUUGCCUGCAUCCUGUCCGACCUGCUUCGAAGCAUCUUCAAGCUCUUCGUCGACCAGUUGAAAGGCAUUGCAAACGUCCAGAAUGCGCACUUUGCUCGCUACUUUGGACUGCUCGAGAGCCUUGCUGUCGUCAAAUCGUUUGUCAUGUUGGUCGAUAUCAGUCAGGAGCUGCUUGUGCUCUUGUUUCAAACCCUGUUUGAAGCCAUUUCGCCCGACCACACACGCGAAGUGUUUGAUCACAUCGUUGAGAUUACCAGCACGGUCAUUGUUGAGGCCGAUGUGCUACCAGAGGAGCUGCUGGAUGUAAUUCUGGCCGCUUUACUGCCUGAAGGCAAGAACAGGCAACGAAACAAAGUCUCCUUUGUUCUCGCAGAGACGGUGAUUAAGCGUUGUCUCCGUCAAAUGCAACCGGCAAUCCGCGAUUUUUUCGCGGGUAUCUUUGGAGUUGGCAAGACAUCGACCAGCGAGCUCACUGACAGCGCCUACGACCUGGUGUUUGAACUCUUCCUCAUCGAUUCGAGUCUGCUGCUCGAAGUCUUUUCGCUGCUCGAAGAACACUCGCUUAAUGAAGACCUGCCUUCGCGCCAACAAACAAUCGCUCUUCUCGGUCGCAUGUUCGUGGUCGAUGAUCGUGAUCUGGCGAAUGACAACCCAGGUCUUUGGAGCUGCUUUUUGAAGCGCUUUGUCGACGUCAAAGACGUGGUGCGCUUGCAGUGCGUUUCCUUUGCCGCAGACAUUGUCCGGGCUCAUCCACGCUUGGCUUCCUCCGUUGUGGCAGCACUUGGCGAGCGCCUGAUGGACCAGGAGGAGAAAGUCCGCGCCGAUGCGCUUGCUCAAAUCCUGCAAAUUGCGAAAACCCGUUCCGACGUGCUCGACGCUCCGCUUUUGCACCGCAUGGCCGAGCGAACGAUCGAUCGCAAGGCCUCGAUUCGAGAAGAAGCCCUCUCGGCACUGGUGACAAUCUACCUGCAGCAAAUUGAAAAAUUCGGCGAGUCUCAAGCUUGGUCUCGCGACACAAUCGCUUCCUUUGGGUGGAUUCCUUCGAAAAUCUUGGCGUCAAGUCUUGCGCCUGCUGGCGGUGCGGCGUACGAAAAGCACUUUGACAAGCUGCUCACCUCCCAUGCUUCGAACGCCGAGGCGCGCGGUGCUCGUCUGGUCAACGUGUUGAGCCAGCUUGACGAGAAGGGCGUGACUGUUUUCGCUCGCGACCUGGAGCAACGAAGCGGACUGAUUGCCGCCUGGCGCAACUUCCUUGCAAAGCACGGCUCUCGUCCAGAAGCCCAAAUGCGCCGCUUGGCAGCCUUUGCUCUGGACAAGACCAAGGCCUUUGAUCACAUUGAAAAACUCGAGUCGGGUAUGGAUCAGAAGACCUGUCAGGUGCUGGUACACUACUUUGAAACGGACUGCUCCGCACCGCGUCUCAAAGUUGCCACGGAUGCCCUCACCAACCGCCUCGGCGCCAAAAAUCCCUCGCUUGAAACCGUGCUGAGUCUGCUGUCCAGCACAACGAGCCUGUUUGGCGACAAGCAUGUCAUCAGUGCGGCGAUCGGCAAGUGGAUUGCGCUCGAUGGGGAUGAGUAUGACACGACCGGCAAGUGUCUGCUGGCCGUUGCUCGAGUCUAUCCGAUGACUUUCCAUCAGCUAUCGACCUUCCAGAAGGUGUUGGAUGCUCUUCGUGAUGCUGACGAGUCGGUGGCGCGCCCGCUGCUGCAACUGCUCGCCAUAUCCGGCCCCAAAUUACAAGCCAACCAUUCCAGCUUCUUCCACGAACUGCAACAGAUCUUGCAGCAAUUCAUGCUCGGUGACUCUCCUGCUCUCGGAAAGCUCGCUGUUCGCACCAUUGUUGCCACCGCCACAGAUGCAAACACCCUCUUGCAAGACGUGUCUGCUGACUUGAUGAAACGCCUCGAGUUGAACUUCCCAGACGUCAUUACACCCAUUGUGUGCCUUGGGCAUAUUGCAGAGCUCGGACGGGCUGUUGAUCCGACCAGCGAAGCUGCGCUUUCGAAGGAGGACUUGAAAAUUUGCAACCAAUUCUUUGUCAAGCUUCUCCGAACCAACACCACCAAGGCCGUCAAGAUGCCAGCCAAUUGGAACACAGAGACCGACGAUGAGUGGACUGACACCCCUUCGCCCGAGUGCCUUGCAAAGGAGGCUGCGAUCAAGGCCAUGACUCGGAUCAUUCUGAAUUUCCCUGAAAAGCAGGAUGCUGUCGUCAAGUCGUGUCUCGACAACGUGCUCUUUGAUGGAGUGCGCUUGCGUGGCGAGUUUGUUGCUGCGAACGCCACACAUCCCAUCGUGUGCAGCCGCUUGUACCUCACCGCUUCCAAGUCCAUUCUCAAGAUUGCCUCCACGCGCCAUUCCAAGUUGAUUGCGGCGCAGGAUUUCCAAAACCUUGCUCUCACCAUUGAGGCUGUGAAUCGGCAAGUUCGGCAUGCUUUCAUCACUUGCUUGGACAAGUAUCUGACCAAAGUGGACCGCAUGCGCACGUCCUACAUGAGCAUUCUUGCAUUGGCUGCGUGCAAUCCCGACAAGGACCAGCUGAUGCUGGCGAAGGCGUGCUUGGAACGUCAAGUUGCCCGGCGACGCGCCAUCAUCCAGAUCAACAAAGCAUACGAAAAGGUCUUGCUCCCGGAGGCCGUCCUCGCGCAUCUCAUUCAUCUGCUGGCUCACCACCCUGACUUUAAGUCGGAUGUGGACGAGCUCAAAGCGAUGCAAAAGUGCAUCGUGUUCUUUGUCAAUGGACUUUCUGCGAGCGGAGGCGAGAACUUUGACUACCUUCUCGAUGUCGUGGGAGCCAUCAAGCAGCACCGGGAUGCUCAAACCCCCAACAACAGCGUGCCUUUGCAUACUGUGUGUGACGUCGCCAGCCUGGCAAUCACAGACGUGGCGCAGCACAGCAAUUGGCGGCUGAAGAAGGGCUCUGCGGCCAUUUCGCUGCCCGCCGAGCUGUUCACGCUCCCGAGCACCCCGUUGCGAAACACGGUCGUCUUCCUCUCCAAGCAGCAACAACAGCAGCUGAUGGGUGGCAAGAGCCCAUCGGGCUCCCCAGCCAAGAAGCUGCUUGAGCAGGUCGCACCCCGCAGUGCCAGCCGAAAAGCACAAGGUGGAAGCGCGACCACAACGCCUUCGAAACGAGCGGCCCCGAGCACGCCAGGCUCUGUAUCUCGCUUCAAGCGCCGCGCUGCGCGUAGCGACGAUGACGACGAGGAUGAUAGUGACGACGAGGAUGGUGAAGCUGUUGCAAGGCGUCAUCGAGCCGCCACCACUGCUGCUGCUGCUGGCCCGGCGCGUCGAAACGCCUCCCGCGCUGCGCGCUCCGCGGCAAAGUCGCUCGGCUUUGAAGACGAUGAUGACGAUGAUGAUGUCAGCAAUCGACGGGAUGCCAGCGAUAACGACGACGGCCAAGAGCAAGCAGGUUCUGGCGCGCGCCGCGUCCGCCGACGACUGGAUGCCAGCAAUGACGAUGACAACAGGCCGGAAGACUCGCUUCCCGCCAAGUCACCCCGUCGCUCAGGCGCCACCAAGCCCGUAUUCGAUGAAAUUGCGGCACCUGCCUUGUCACCGCUGAAGUCACCUAAAAGUCCAGAGCACAAGUCACGGCGACCCGUCCGAAACUUGUCUUUGGGUCUUGACCACGAGCAGUCGACGCCCAGGUACCUAUCCGAGGCUGAAAAGGCGCGCGAGGAAGACGAGCAUGACCAAGAGCUGCUUCCUGCUGUCGACGUGGCUGCAUCCAAGCCGAAACGAGCGGCUGCCAAGACCGCAUCGGUCUCGGAAUCGUCGCCUUCGCGGGAUGCUGACGUUGCGAUGCACCAGGACAAGCGGCAACGAGCAUCGCGUGCAAGCGCUCGCACAACAGCCUCAUCCUCGGUCGACUCUCAGUCUGUUUCGACUUCUUCUCAAUCUCAGCCGUCCGAGCCAUCCGAGGAACCUGCAAUCAAGCGCAGGUCGGGUCGUGGCAAAGCUGCAGUCGAGGCUUCUGCGGCGCCUCAAACCAAGGUUUCUGCGGCAGUCCCGGCUGUUGGUGAGCUGGACGACGGAGCUGCUGAAGAGCCAGUGGUUACUCGACGCACCACUCGUCGGCGUUAAUUCUAGUGUUGCCUGACAAUCUGGAGAUGUUCUUGUGCUGUAAUAAAGCUGUUGUUACA
Molecule: messenger RNA, 4732 nt
Organism: Capsaspora owczarzaki ATCC 30864
Lineage: Eukaryota; Filasterea; Ministeriida; Capsasporidae
Exons: 25
Coding region: 726-4673 (1315 amino acids)
Biological process (GO): DNA repair; mitotic sister chromatid cohesion
Cellular component (GO): chromatin; nucleus
Source: RefSeq, a predicted model, not a curated record